Molecule: messenger RNA, 1402 nt
Organism: Cucumis melo (muskmelon)
Lineage: Eukaryota; Viridiplantae; Streptophyta; Magnoliopsida; Cucurbitales; Cucurbitaceae
Product: WAT1-related protein At5g64700-like
Exons: 7
Coding region: 169-1257 (362 amino acids)
Cellular component (GO): plasma membrane
Molecular function (GO): transmembrane transporter activity
Source: RefSeq, a predicted model, not a curated record
AUUUAACUAGGGUCAUGGAUGAAGCACAAGGAGUUGAAGAGGGGACGGAGAAAAGUAUUCCAAUGAAGAGUAAUGGAUGAUAAUUACAAAGAGCCUCUUGCCCUUAUAUAAAGGACAGCCAAAGACCCCAAAUUGUGCACUAAAUUAUCAUUCUUCACAUUUGUAAAAAUGGUUGCCAAGAAGCCUUACGUUGUUGCCAUUUUCAUUCAAAUUAUUGAAGCCGGAAUGAGUUUAUUGUCGAAGGCUGCCUUCGCUACCGGUAUGAAUACGUAUAUCUUCCUCUUCUAUCGUCAAGUUGCUGGCAGUCUCAUCUUAGUACCACUAACUUUACUUUUAAAGGGGAAAGAGAAGAGGCCAUUGUCUCUAAAACAGCUCUGCCAUGUUUUCUUCAUUUCAUUGAUAGGGAUAACACUUACAAUGAAUGCUUAUGGAGUGGCCGUUGAUCACACGUCAGCAACUCUUGGAAGUGUAGCCUUCAACUGCCUUCCUGUCUCAACCUUCAUCUUCGCCGUCUUAUUUAGAAUGGAAAAAGUGAACUUACAGAAAGCAGCAGGGAUAGCAAAAGUGGCAGGAAUGAUGAUAUGUGUGGGAGGGGCCACAAUACUUGCAUUCUACAAAGGACCAUAUCUAAAGCCAAUAAUAUCACAUCCACUUUUUCACAUUGACGAAUCUGAAACCGACAUUACCACAACAUCUCAAAAGUCAUGGUUGUUAGGGUGCUUCUUCCUGCUAGUGGCUACAGUGGGGUGGGGGAUUUGGUUCGUGCUUCAAGCUAAGUUCUUGAUGGGUUACCCUCACCCAGUUGAACUCAUGUGCGUCCAAACAGUGAUGAGUGUGGUUCAGUGCUUUGUUGUGGCUAUUAUUGUGGAAAGAGAUCCUUCGGAAUGGAAAUUGGGUUGGAAUGUUAGACUCUAUGCUGUUCUCUAUUGUGGCAUUUUGGUGAUUGGAAUCACAAAUAAUGCACAAUGUUGGGUAAUCAAAGAAAAGGGUCCAGUCUUCCAAGCCAUGAUGAUGCCAUUGAAUUUAGUUGCAACCAUCAUUGGUUCUCAGUUAUUUUUGGCCGAAGGAAUCUACUUGGGAAGUAUAAUCGGUGCAAUUUUGCUAGUCACAAGUCUUUACAGUGUUUUAUGGGGAAAAAGCAAAGAGCUUGUGGUUACUCCAACUAACCAAGAUCGACCAUCGUCUCCAGAUUCUCUAUCACAAAAAGAGUCGGAAGAGUCGAACGAUCGUUCUCAAGUUGACUCCACGAUAAUCUAAAAUUAUAUGUCUUAUAUUCAUCAAUAACGGAUUUAGGAUAGGUUGAGGGGAGCUCGAGCCCCCUUCAACUUUAUCAUCUUUAUAUUAUAUGUAUAGAAAACUAUUUAAUUUUUCAUGCUAUAUUAAUUUGUUUUUCUUACUCCCA